GCUCGCAGCCUCGACCCUCGGCACUGGCAGCGCGCCGAAGUCCAAACCCUAGACCGGCUAGUCGGCUACUGACCUGCACUGCACCUCUCCCCGACGCCCGUUCCCCACCGCGCCUUCCGGGCUUCCCCGACAAGAAGCGCCGCGGAGGCUCCCUCCUCCGGUCCUCCCGCCGCUCGCUACCCCGUCCUGGCCUCCUCCUCCGAUUCCUCCGCGGCGGCGGUGGCGCGGCUGCUCGGCUCGGUGGCACUGAGGCUUGCAAUUUGCAUCUUGCGGGUAUCUUACUCGGCUGGAGCUUCUGGAUUUUUUUAGCUGCUAUUGUUCGGGUAGGCUUGUAGCAAUCUCGGCCUCGGGCCCUCGCCCCCUGGCAGCGGGCAGAGGCCAUUUGGAUUUUGGGAGCACUCGUUUACAGAGCUCCAUUUGGUAGCGCAUCAGGAGCAUUUGGAGGAUCAUGGCAGGGAAAGAUGAGCAAAAGUCCCGGAAAGAGAGGCGGAAAGAGGUGAGAUCGGAGAAGCAAAAACUGCGGUUUCUCUCUUGGGUUCAGCACCAGGGUGGCAAAAAGAAGAAGCCAGCAAUGCCAGUGGAAAAGCCAAGUCCGCUAGAGGAGAAGAAACCAAAGAAAGAGUCUGCUGCUGUGAAGAAGAGAAAGAGGGAACUGGAGGGUAAGCGCAAGCCUAAGUCGAACUUCCAGGAAUAUCUUCAGAUGGAGAUGGGUGGAGCUGUGAGCAGAGAGGAGGAUCUGGAGAUGGAGAGGAGGCUUGCAAAAAAGCUCAAGGUGAAGAAAGGAAAGUUGGGAGGUCCGGAUGAUGGUAUGGAUGAUAUUUUUGCAGACCUUGGGUUUGGUGGUGACUUUGGGUCAGAUGAUGAAACAAAAGAGUAUGACUGGAAUGUGGCGAAUGACACUAAGUUAGACAAGAAAAAAGGGAAAAAGGAAAAGAAGAAAGUGAAGAAGGAUACCACGGAGACGGAGGAACCAGAUGAAGGGUGUUUAGACAUGGGUGAAGGGAAUGAUGGAGCAGUUCCAGGAUCCAAGGAUGAAGAUGCUAAUGUGGUUGACCUGCCCACAGAAUCAAAAGGAAAGUAUGUACCUCCGAGAUUGCGUGCUGCUUCCAAUUCGGAAUCAGAAGAGAUUGCUCAGAUGCGCCGGAGAGUAAGAGGACUUCUGAACAGGCUUUCAGAGUCAAACGUGGAGUCUAUUACUCAGGAAGUUGCCGCACUUUUUCGAUCUCUUCCACGAAGUGUUAGCUCUCAGAUACUUGUGGAUGAAGUUUUGGCAAGUUGUUCCCGAGGACCUCGUGGCAAUGAACAGUAUGCUUCUGUGUUUGCAGCCUUUGUUGCAGGUAUGGCAUGCUUGGUUGGUAUUGACUUCAGUGCUAAGAUCCUUGCUUCUCUUGCUAAGUCAUUUGAGGAUGAGUACUCAAAAGAAGAUGGUCUAUCUCUGAGAAAUCUUACCUUACUCUUCUGCUAUUUGUGCAUAUUUGGUGUCAUCUCGAGUGAUCUUGUGUACGAUCUUCUAUCGGUACUGAGCAAGCGCUUGACAGAGCUGGACGUCUCUACAGUAUUGACCAUCCUACAGUGCUGUGGAAUGAAGCUACGGGGAGAUGACCCAGGUGCUAUGAAAGAUUUUGUUCUUAGUAUUCAGAACUCUGUAAAUCAGUUGAAAAUGCAUUCUGCUGUUCGAGAAGAUGGAAAAACAGAUAUACACAGCAGAAGAAUGGAAUUUAUGCUCGAGACAAUAUGCGACAUUAAGAACAAUAAGAAAAGGCCUAAAGAGGAUCCUUCACACCAUACUCGAAUAAAAAAAUGGCUUCAAAAGCUUAAGGCAGAAGAUGUCCUCUUGCGUGGGCUAACAUGGAGUAGGCUUUUGGACCCUGAGAAGAAAGGGCAAUGGUGGUUGUCCGGGGAUGUUUCAUCCAUGGCAGGCAAAAUUGAAGAUGUUGCGGCUGUUAUCAGCAAGGAUGUUGCAGAGACGCAAAAGCUUCUUCAUCUUGCAGCAGCUCAGCGGAUGAACACGGACAUACGAAGAGCAAUCUUUUGUAUUAUAAUGAGUGCUGAAGACUAUGUAGAUGCUUUUGAGAAGCUCUUGAGGCUGGGCCUUUCUGGGAAGCAGGAUAGAGAAAUUAUAAGGGUCAUUGUUGACUGUUGUCUGCAAGAAAAGAUGUUCAAUAAGUAUUACACAGUCCUUGCAUCCAAGCUAUGCAGCCAUGAGAAAAAUCACAAGUUUAGCUUGCAGUUCUGCAUCUGGGAUCAUUUUAAGGAGCUAGAUAAUAUGGAGUUGAGUCGAUCCAUGAACCUUGCAAAACUAGUUGCAGAGAUGCUAGUGAACUUCACACUGUCCCUCGCAACUUUGAAGGUUGUCAACCUGGCAAACCCAGUUGAGAUGACCCCAGAAAGGAUCACACAUUUCCAAAUACUGUUUGAGACCUUACUACAGAAAGACGAUGCACUGGUGUGGAAUGUCUUUACCCGUAUUGCUGGUCUUCCAGAGCUCGAGAUAUUGAGAGAAGGCAUUGUGCUGUUCAUCAAACAGCAUGUGAUUGCUAAGGACACCGGGAAGGACUUGGCUAGCAAAUUUAAGAUUGCAAAGAAAGCACUUGAUAAUACUGCUGGAGUUCUGAUGUAAGUUGCAUGGCAUUUCAAGUCUAUGCCUUCUUUUUUUGCAUCCUUUUGGUCCUUGUUCUCGUUUUUGCUUGUUCCCUGGGAACAACAAUAGGGCCUUGUUCCUUGGAAGAAACGAAGGAUAAAAAUCUUUCUUGUAAGUUGCUUCCAUAUUAGAAUUAGAGAAUGAUUUAUGAAGAAUGAUGCUUUGGUAA
Messenger RNA from Phragmites australis (common reed), 2810 nucleotides. RefSeq lists its product as uncharacterized. The transcript has 16 exons. The record is from RefSeq and is a predicted model, not a curated record. Gene Ontology annotation, biological process: ribosomal small subunit biogenesis. Gene Ontology annotation, molecular function: RNA binding; protein binding. Gene Ontology annotation, cellular component: nucleolus. Bases 449 to 2620 code for a protein of 723 amino acids. NCBI's taxonomy places the organism in Eukaryota, Viridiplantae, Streptophyta, Magnoliopsida, Poales, Poaceae.